AUGAACGAUAGUGACGCAGUGAACUGCUCGUCCAUCAAAUUUAAUGUUCGCGGGCCGCUGAUCGAACAAGAAAAGCACACGGCACACGACGAAGCAGGUGCUCGUCCACACUCGGCAAAACGUAAUGCUGCUUCAUUACACACAGAGCGGCCCAGCACCGUAGCGAGCCAAUCGUUGAGGAGUGCAGCGUGGCACAGGGUCCAAGCCAUGGCUGUCAACCUGCCGUCCGAUUAUGCUUUAGCGAUCACCACCCAUAGUGCUAUGUCCCAGGCUGCAGAGGAGAAACGGGCAGGUUCUGGUCAGAUCCACAACACGCGCGCGAACCUCAAGAUAAAAAAUCACAAGCUGGCCGUCGAUGCUGCAGCAUCGAGGUACAGGCUUGCGCGUAGCAAACUCGUGAGUCUCGGUCUCUCGCCAGAAGACCCCACGUAUAGGGAACUCCAAGUCUCCGACGUCGUCCCCUUUACUGUAUAUACCGUGGAUCAACAACUGGGAGAUAGCAAGAGACAGCCGUCCUGGAUCUGGUCGGACUUCCACUUUGUCGAGGGCCAGAAUGAAGAAAUCCGGCAAUACUGUGAGGAGAUGUUGAAGGUGCAUUGGUUCCGUCGAAGCGCGCUAAAAACGCGGUGGCAAGAGCAGCUCAUGUUGGUCGAAGAAGAGAUGUGUCGGAUCUUACGCUUCUUCGACUACCAUGAAGAGUUAUGGAGGAGUCGAGUAACGUCGGGGGGGGGAACGGCUGGGCUCUCGGCCUAUGCACGCAAGUAA
This is a messenger RNA of Heterobasidion irregulare TC 32-1, 765 nucleotides long. RefSeq lists its product as uncharacterized. Bases 1 to 765 code for a protein of 254 amino acids. The transcript has 3 exons. The record is from RefSeq and is a predicted model, not a curated record. Lineage: Eukaryota; Fungi; Basidiomycota; Agaricomycetes; Russulales; Bondarzewiaceae.